Messenger RNA from Thecamonas trahens ATCC 50062, 789 nucleotides. Its product is annotated as calcineurin B. The record is from RefSeq and is a predicted model, not a curated record. The transcript is spliced from 2 exons. Lineage: Eukaryota; Apusomonadida; Apusomonadidae. Bases 34 to 591 code for a protein of 185 amino acids. Gene Ontology annotation, molecular function: calcium ion binding; calcium-dependent protein serine/threonine phosphatase regulator activity.
CCGCUCUGCCACCGGCUACCGCAUAACUCCAGUAUGGGCCAGGAGAGCUCGACGCUGACCUCUCAUCAAGUGGAGGAGUUGCAACUGACAACCAGCUUCACGGAGGAUGAGCUGCGGCUGCUGGCCAAGGGCUUCAAGCGGCUGGACGCCAACGAGGACGGCCAGCUGUCCAAGGAGGAGUUCCUGCUCAUUCCGGAGCUACAGAUGAAUCCGCUGGUCUCGAGAGUGGUGGACAUCUUUGACACGGACAACGACCAGAUGGUCUCGUUUGAAGAGUUCAUCACGGGCCUCUCGCUCUUUGCUAUGCGCGGCGAUGAGUCGCGCAAGCUCCAGUUUGCCUUUAAGGUCUACGACAUGGACGGCGACGGGUUCAUCUCGAAUGGUGAGCUGUUCCAGGUCCUCAAGAUGAUGGUUGGCACAAACCUUAACGACAUCCAGCUGCAGCAGAUCGUCGACAAGACCAUCAUGGAGUCAGAUCUGGAUGGCGACGGCAAGAUCUCGUACGAAGAGUUUGAGCAUGCCAUCAACUCGGGCGCGACCAUCGACCUCACCGAGCAAAUGGUCAUCGCUGUCUCGUCCAACGAGGAGUGAUGCGCAUGCUCGCACACUCUCGCCCUGGUCUCACCGCGGGGCGACGACUGCUCUUGCUCUCGCUCCCUCUCGCGUGGCAAGCUUUACUGCCACCGAGCCACGCGUUUACUACCCCGGCCACCGUACGCUGUCCCAGCGACGCGAACACCAAUCGGUCUGUGUGUCGGUCGGUUCUCGCAUGUACCCCUCCCCCCCCCC